AUGGCGUCUGCAUCUACAUCUACUGCGACAAAAACUGUUAGUGAAUGGUUAAAAUCGAUCAACUUAGGACAAUACUAUGAAAAGUUUGAAAACGAAGGUUACGAUGAUUUGAAAUUCUUGGUUAAACUGGAUGAAAAUGAAGUUAAAGACUUAUUCAUCAAUGUUGGAAUGUCAAAGAGUGGACAUAUUGUCAAGUUCAAGAAGUCUUUACUUGAACUUCAGAGUCAGUCAGCAAAAAGUAGAGGUUUAUUAACAAAGGAAUCGAAUACCACAGAAAAAGUUAUUAAUACCCUGAAAAUGAAAUCUCAGUCAAGUACGUAUUCUUUCAAUAAAUUUUGUAAAGACUGUAAAUUAUAAUAAGGAUGCUUUAUAAUAUAAUAUAAUAUAAUUUAUAUUUAAUUAUUAUAAAUAAAAGCUGCUAUCACAAUGACCUUCCAUUUUAUUUGUUUUUUAUAAUAAAAAGCGGGUUUAAUUAAUAGAAAAAAGGUAGCAGCUAAUAGCCAAUGUGCCUGUAGAUAUGGAUGGAUCCAGCCUGACCUGGCAGGGGGGUGCUAAGCAGGGGCUCAGGUCAUAAAACAGGAUGUAAUUGUUGAUUAAGCGAAAGUGAAUCAUCACUGAGGACCCGCUGCAGGGGCGAUUGUCAGAAAAUUUUUGAAAACUAGAAUUGCCUAGAUGGUCAAAAGGGGGCCCAAUGGGCCAAUAUUGUGUUUUUGCUUGAUACAUGCCUUGCCAAAUCCAACAUUUGGAUUUCAUAUGGAAAUUGGCACUCCUCUUUGGUCAAGGCUAGGGAGUGUGCACCCCCCGACCCCCCCAGUAAGUCCAUACCUGUCUAUAGGGCCAUGACCUUGUCCAUGACCUUGCUAUUAAUAUUAAUUAUUAACAAAACUUGGGACUAAAAACCUCUGAGAUUAUAUUAGUUGUACUGGGGCUGGUUGUUUGAAAGGUGGAUAGCACUAUCCACCGGAUAGCGAUUUUUUCAAGCUUUGUUAAAUCAGUCGUUGAUUGGUAUAACUUGUAUUUAACGUUUACUAUUUUUAAGUUAAAUGUUUUUUCUACUUCUUGUGUUGUCUAUAUCCGUAGUUUCGCAGUUUUUCAAGCAUUUUACAAAGGUUGAAAAAAUCACUAUCCGGUGGAUAGCGCUAUCCAACCAUCGAACAACCAGCCCCUGUACUGUAUUGGCUAGUCUGGUCAACUUGAUCUGAACCAUGUAAACCGUAUUCUCCUUCUAUACUGUAUAUUAAAUAAUGGAUUUUCAUUAAUAUUUACUUUUCAGCUUUGAAACUUGUAAACGGUCGCUUGGUGUUUGCAAAAGAGUGUGGUAUAAGCCAAAAGAAAACUUCUAACCCAUGGGAGUGCUUUCUUAUUCCUAAUGCUCACUCCAAGAGACUGUUGUUCUUUAAUGACAUCACAAAGGAUAUCUACAAUUCUGCCUUUAUAAAGCUUCAGUCACGCUUCAAACAAUAUCUGGAUCAGCAGCGAAUUUCCCGUUGGGAGGUGAGAAUUUGAAGCAUGGGCAAGUUUAAAUCAUAUAUAUAUAUAUAUUGCUCUCACCAAGCGCAUGUGGUACAACUCAGUGACACCAACGCAUCCAGACAUGCGCAAGUGUCUUGUAUGUAUGUCUUGUAUGUCUUGUAUGUCUUGUAUGUCUUGUAUGUAUGUAUGUAUGUAUGUCUCGUAUGUCUCGUAUGUCUCGUAUGUCUCGUAUGUCUCGUAUGUCAUGUAUGUCAUGUAUGUCAUGUAUGUAUGUAUGUUGAGUUGUGUAAUUGUACACUCCGUAAUAUGUCAAGGUGAAAAUGUUCUCGAGUGUGUAUUAUAUAAUUUCCAUACCCAGCGUAAGCAGAAAGAUAAAGUCUGCCGCAGCUGGGUCUCGAACCCGCGACCUUCAAAUUACUAGAUCGACGCUCUACCAACUGAGCUACACGGUCAGACGGAUUUAAGACUGGAAAUUAUGAAAUAUAUACUGAAUGUCAUAAACAUACUCGUUUAUAUUAAAUCAGCAUCGAACAAUACCAGUUCUGCAAUUGUUAUGUUGAGUUGUGUAAUUGUACACUCCGUAAUAUGUUAAGGUGAAAAUUUUCUCGAGUGUGUAUUAUAUAAUUUCCGUACCCAGCGUAAGCAGAAAGAUAAAGUCUGUCGCGGCUGGGUCUCGAACCCGCGACAUUCGAAUUACUAGAUCGACAGGUAUUGUUUGAUGCUGAAUUAAUAUAAACGAGUAUGUUUAUGACAUUCAGUAUAUAUUUCAUAAUUUCCAGUCUUAAAUCCGUCUGACCGUGUAGCUCAGUUGGUAGAGCGUCGAUCUAGUAAUUCGAAGGUCGUGGGUUCGAGACCCAGCUGCAGCAGACUUUAUCUUUCUGCUUAUGCUGGGUAUGGAAAUUAUAUAAUACACACUCGAGAACAUUUUCACCUUAAUAUAUAUAUAUAUAUAAUAUUAAUUAGAAAAUACAAUAUUUUAUAAUAUUGGCUUGGUUCUGCUUUGUUCUCAGGUAACAAGGAUAUUACUCAGCUAGAUACAAUACUGAAGUUCAACACAAAUGACGGUUUUGAUUUAAACGUCAAAAAGUACCAGGAAAUUCCUCCUGGCCCGUGGCGAUAGAUGUGGAGAGAGCCAAAUCUACCAUGUUCAAAUUGUCUUCAUUAGAGGAGAAAUUGGGUGCCAUCAAGCACAGGUUGCAAGAGCGUAAUAAUGAACCUAAGCAGUGGGCAGGCGAUGAAAUUUCCUAUAUUACUCAGCAUCUUGAAAAGCUUAACAAGAAUCUUAUUUGUCUUCACUCUUCCAUCACUAACACCUGGCAGCUUUUAAGUGCCUGUUUCAAUAAGGAUACAGUUUCAGGAGAAGAAAGGAAGAGGAUAACCAGGAGAAGAAAAGAGCAAAGGAGAAAAGCUUGUCAAAGACAAACGAACAUGGGAAAAAAACAAGCUUACAGGCUUAUAUUGAAAAUACAUGGAAAAGAAUUUGCUGAUGCCUUUCUUAUAAAAGGAAACACUCAAAAAGUUAGCACACAAAAACUGGGGAGUAUACAGCUCCUACCCAGAUUCCACAUAAAAGCCAUCGAAUACUUGAUUGCUCAAGGCACAGUUGAUGACAUGGAAGAAGCAAAAAGACUUUUAGAUAUACUUCUGGCAAGAAGAGCAGCAGCCAAAAAGGCCACCACAGUAAAGAGUCAGGAGGAAAGGACCAGCCUGGAGUCUGAAAGUGAACUCUCAGAUGGCUCUGAAGUGGAUGACGAGAUUACAGAGCCUGGAGAUGAUGAGUCUGACAGCUUUGAAAUGGAUGAAGAUAGUGACUAUUAA
Molecule: messenger RNA, 3291 nt
Organism: Paramuricea clavata
Lineage: Eukaryota; Metazoa; Cnidaria; Anthozoa; Malacalcyonacea; Plexauridae
Source: the annotation of a GenBank genome assembly